This is a messenger RNA of Purpureocillium lilacinum, 1920 nucleotides long. RefSeq lists its product as uncharacterized. Gene Ontology annotation, molecular function: tripeptidyl-peptidase activity; serine-type endopeptidase activity. Lineage: Eukaryota; Fungi; Ascomycota; Sordariomycetes; Hypocreales; Ophiocordycipitaceae. The record is from RefSeq and is a predicted model, not a curated record. Gene Ontology annotation, biological process: proteolysis.
AUGAAGCACAGCCUCAUACUCUUGAGCGGCCUGUUCGCUGGGGCCUUGGGCGCCCCCGCGUCCACCGGCGCCCAUGUGCUGCACCAGAAGCGCGACGAGGAGCACCGGUACCACGACUGGGUCAAGCGCGAUAGCCUGCACCCCGAUACCAAGGUGCCGGUCAGCAUAGCAUUGACCCAACGGAACGUGGAACGGGGCAUGGAUCUCGUCAUGGAGGUCUCCGAUCCCGACAGCCCUUCGUACGGCAAGUACUACACCAGGGACCAGAUCCGCGACCUGUUUGCGCCAACGGACGAGUCCGUGUCCACGGUCAAGCGGUGGCUGGUCGAGUCGGGCAUUCCCGAGUCGGCCAUCCUCGUGCCCCGGUCCAAGACCUGGGUGAGGUUCGACACCACCGUCGCCCAUCUAGAGACGCUCGUCAAGGCGCGGUAUCACGUCUACGAUCACAUUGCGGCUCGCGAUGAGCACAUCGGCACUGAAGAGUACCAUCUCCCCGAGGAUGUUGCCCCGCACGUCGAUUUCGUGGUGCCCGGCGUGGCCUUCACUCGCCUUGGCCGAAGCGGACUCGAGAAGCGAAAGUCUGACGGGAGUGGCGCCGGAGGCAGGCCACUCCGUCCCCUGGAUGCCACGAUACAAUUGAACCCGGGAACUAUUGGUGACUGCAGCCGUGCCGUCACGCCAGACUGCAUCAAGAAGAUGUAUCAGAUCCCCGACGGCAAGCUUGCCCAUCCGUCCAACCGCCUGGGAAUUUUCCAGACCGACGGGAAUUACUACGUGCAAUCGAGCAUGGACAUAUUCACAAAGGCCUUUGCGCCGCACGUUCCGGCGGGGACGAUGCCAAAAGUGUACAACAUUGACAACGCUACCGGAACGUCGGAAGACCCUUGGGUGGCCGGCUCCGAAGCCAUGCUUGACUUUGAAAUGGCCGUUCCGAUUGUCUACCCCCAAGGGACGGUGUUGUUCGCAGCUCCCAGCUCGGGUGCGGGCCAGGCCGGCGUCUUCAACCCGUUCCUCGACGCCAUUGACGGGAGCUACUGCAACUUCACCUCACAUGGGAUUACCGGUGACACUCCCGAGAUAGAUGGCACAUAUCCUACCCACGAGUGCGGCACCGUGCCCCCAACCAACGUCAUCUCCAUCUCCUACGGCCUCACGGAGCCGUCAUACCCCAAUAGAUACCUGAUGAGGCAGUGCGACGAGUGGAUGAAGCUGUCCCUCGCGGGAAUCACAAUCGUCGUCGCGACGGGCGAUGAUGGCGUAGCUCGGAGAAACGGACCCUGCCUUGGCGAGCACCAGGACAUCUUCGUUCCAGACGCCGUGUGCAGCUGUCCGUACAUCACCGGCGUAGGGUCAACCUACUUGCCCCUAGGCAAGAAGGUGGGUGACGACGAGCACGCGACCGACUCGUUCUCGUCGGGCGGCGGCUUCAGCAAUAUCCACAAGACCGCCCCGUACCAGAAGGAUGCCGUGCAAAACUACCUGACGAAGCACAACCCGGGCUAUCCGUCCUACAACACGAGCCGCGGGCAGAUCCCCAAGAAGGGGGGAGUCUACAACGCGCAGGGCCGCGGCUACCCCGACCUGUCCGCCAACGGCGACAUGGUCGUCGUGGUCAUCGGAGAGCGGCAGUGGAUUUCCGGGGGCACGUCCGAGGCCGCGCCCAUCGUGGCCGCCAUGUUCAACCUGAUCAACGAGGAGCGCCUCGCCGCCGGCAAGCCCGUCAUUGGCUUCGUCAACCCGGUCCUGUACAAGCACCCCGAGAUGUUCAACGACAUUACGGUAGGCAAGCAGGACAAGGGCGGGGUUCUGAGGCAUGGGUGCGGUAACGAUGGGUUCUCGUGCGCCGAAGGGUGGGACCCCGUCACGGGCCUGGGAACGCCCAAGUAUCCCAAGAUGCUCGAGGUUUUCAUGUCGAUCUAG